AUUUCAUAUUUUUCUCAACUUGUCACAUCUAAUACCCAUUUUGAUGUUUGUGUUUUCUUUUGAUAGGUUGAUACUGUUAAUUCAAGUGAUUAUGUUCCACACUAAUGUAACAAGGAUUAAACAUUUUUUCAUCCUGGGAUUUCCUGGACUUUCACAGGAGUAUUAUGGACCUGUGUCCGCCCUGCUUUUUGUUCUAUUCUUGGCUAUAGCUGUAGGAAAUAUUUUUAUUUUAGUGUUUGUUAAAUGUGAGAGGUCUCUUCACAAACCCACAUAUCUGAUAUUUUGCCACUUGGCACUAACUGACUUAUUGUUUGGGACUGUAACUCUGCCAAAGAUUAUAUCAAAAUAUUGGUUUAAUGACAGCAUUAUUUCAUUUUAUGGAUGCUUUGUGCAAAUGUACUUUGUUCAUUUUUUAGGGUCGUCUCAUUCUUUCAUCCUGAUGGUGAUGGCCCUUGAUCGCUUUAUUGCAAUUUGUGCUCCACUGCGUUAUACAGCUCUUUUUACAAACAACACUGUUUCUGUGCUUUGUGGAAUAUCAUGGAUUUUGCCAAUGUCAUGGAUGGUGGGUAUAGUUAUAGAUGCUCUGAGAUUGCCUUACUGUAAUUUAAACAUAAUUACACAGUGCUAUUGUGACCAUCUGGCAAUAACUGGGCUUGGAUGCGAGGCUGUGCGAGAAGUUCAGGAAGUGGCAUUUGGCAUGGCCAUGUUCAGUUUGCUGUUGCCUCUGGGUUUUAUCAUCGUCUCUUAUUUUGUCAUCAUUGUUGCAGUUAUGAAAAUGACCAGUUCUAAUAGAAGCCGCAUGCUAGCUCUGUCUACCUGCUUGCCACAGAUUAUCAUCACAUUUCUCUUUUACAUGCCAAGAUGCUUUGUAUACAUGGCAAACAUUGUGGGUUUUACAUUCAGUGUCCCAGUUCGCGUAGUUAUUGUAAUGCUGUACAGUAUUUUACCUGCUGCUGUUAACCCAUUAAUAUACUGUUUCAAAACCAAGGAUAUCAAAGAGCACUUGAAAAAGAAAUUAGUUACUCUGAAAAUUAGUAACAGCACAACAACUGGGUAAAAUACAAUACAUCAUCAAUCAAGUGAUAAGUAACUUUUGCUGCUUCAAAUAUAUUACUUCCCUGUGAGCUUUAGAAACAAUUUGGAUACUUUGCUUUUCACUAUUAGUAGUCCAUAUUACUAGUACUGCAUCCUC
Molecule: messenger RNA, 1192 nt
Organism: Etheostoma cragini (Arkansas darter)
Lineage: Eukaryota; Metazoa; Chordata; Actinopteri; Perciformes; Percidae
Product: olfactory receptor 52E8-like
Exons: 1
Coding region: 44-1057 (337 amino acids)
Biological process (GO): G protein-coupled receptor signaling pathway
Cellular component (GO): membrane
Molecular function (GO): G protein-coupled receptor activity; olfactory receptor activity
Source: RefSeq, a predicted model, not a curated record